Molecule: messenger RNA, 1932 nt
Organism: Notolabrus celidotus (New Zealand spotty)
Lineage: Eukaryota; Metazoa; Chordata; Actinopteri; Labriformes; Labridae
Gene: sar1ab
Product: secretion associated, Ras related GTPase 1Ab
Exons: 8
Coding region: 121-717 (198 amino acids)
Biological process (GO): endoplasmic reticulum to Golgi vesicle-mediated transport; vesicle organization; membrane organization
Cellular component (GO): endoplasmic reticulum exit site; COPII vesicle coat
Molecular function (GO): GTP binding; GTPase activity
Source: RefSeq, a predicted model, not a curated record
ACCAAAACUCGUCGGCCGGGCAGCUCAUUGUACCACCAGACCAAGAAGCCUUGGUCCAUUGAAAGCCUCACUGGGACAAGCACAUCAAGUCCCACAUAGAGUGACAGGUAGUCAAGAGAAAUGUCUUUUAUAUUCGACUGGAUCUACCGGGGCUUCAGCAGUGUCUUGCAGCUACUGGGGUUGUACAAGAAGACCGGCAAGUUAGUGUUCCUUGGUCUGGACAAUGCUGGAAAGACAACACUCUUGCAUAUGCUCCGAGAUGACAGGCUAGGACAGCACGUGCCAACGCUACAUCCAACAUCUGAGGAGCUGACCAUAGCAGGGAUGACCUUUACGACAUUUGACCUUGGGGGUCACACACAAGCAAGAAGGAUUUGGAAGAAUUAUCUCCCAGCCAUUAAUGGGAUUGUCUACAUGGUGGAUUGUGCUGAUCACGAGCGACUUGUGGAGGCUAAAGUGGAGCUAGAUGCCCUGUUAACAGAUGAAACAAUCUCAAACGUCCCCGUUCUCAUCCUUGGAAAUAAGAUAGACCGUCCUGAGGCCAUCAGUGAAGAUGCGCUCAGAGGAAUGUUUGGUCUUCAUGGACAUACAACGGGAAAGGGUAAAGUGUCACUGAAGGAGUUAAAUUUGAGGCCAAUGGAGGUUUUCAUGUGCAGUGUGCUGAAGAGACAAGGGUAUGGAGACGGCUUCCGCUGGCUCUCCCAGUAUAUUGACUAACUUAUGAUAUUUUAACAAGAUUGAAUGUGCUACCUGUGCACACAAAGACAAGUUCCACACAAAACUACCUGCUGUUGAGAGAUAUUUUAUAACACGUGCUGUAUUUAGGAUUAUCUAGCACUGCCAGUUGGAAUAUUUUCCAAGUAGAGGGUUGUGUUGAUGUAGCUUUUGUUCUUCAUAAAUUCAAAGACAUGUCUUUAUUAUAUUAAUCAUACCAUGGCAACUCAAAGACAGACUUGUGAAAUCAUCAGCCUUUAUUAUUUGGAUUGAUUAGUGUGUAAUCUUCAUGGUGUGGUUUCCACAUUUACUUGAAGCCCUUUGGAGAAUUCAGUCUGCCAUAUAGAACAUGUCAUCGCUGUGAACCAGUUUCUGACCCUGGUUUAUUUUUAGCUGCUGGUGUAGACUUACAGUGAAGGUCAGUCUGGUUCCCAUUCUGUGCGGGGAGUUCCUCUGUCAGGAUUUAAGUUUGUUUUUUUUUAAAGUCUGGCACAGUUAAAACACUACAACCUUUACAGCAUUAUCUUAUUUCUUCCAACUGUAUUGGUAACUUAUUGUAGCAUAAUUUUUUUCAAACUUCUGAAUAAUUUUUUUGAAAAAGCUGCAGAGAUUUAGUGCCAUAUUUAUUAAUGACAGAAGUGUUAACACAUUAGCCAGCUUCAUCCACUCAUACUGACAGUUUUGCUGUUAGCAUCUUUUUUAAGUCAAUGAACAGUUACUCAUUUCAGGGCUAUUUUAUGAAUGUGACCACAAGUGCAUUACUAACAUCUUGCUGGGAAAAUGUUCAUUUAUAGCACAAGCCAGUGUUAAGUAUGUUGUAAUCGCAGUGUUCAGUAGUAUCGCAGUAUCUGCAUCAGCACAGUCAAGUGAUGUAACAAACUUCUCCACAGUGAGGAUGCCAUACCACCGGUUUUCUUGAUGGUUAAUUGCUGUGAAAUAACUUUGAGUACUUUGUGAUUAGUGGCUGCUCACAAAGGCAGUCAUAUUAUGAGAGUACUUUGGUGGUGCACGAAAAAAGAUGCACAGAAAAACCUCUUAGAACAAAGUUAUGAAUUAUUUUGUAUAUAAGCUCUUAUUUAUAUUUUGCAACAAAGAUUGGCUUUCCUUGUGUUAUGUUAAGCAUUGAGCUCUGAAAUAAUGUAUCUGUUACAAAAGGUUGGUCGUAUUAUUAUGAUGUGUGCAGUUUGAGCAAAAUAAAUAUUUUUGACAUCCUUUAAA